Molecule: messenger RNA, 1735 nt
Organism: Zea mays
Lineage: Eukaryota; Viridiplantae; Streptophyta; Magnoliopsida; Poales; Poaceae
Biological process (GO): regulation of DNA-templated transcription
Molecular function (GO): DNA-binding transcription factor activity; DNA binding
Source: RefSeq, marked provisional
GCCGGCCAAUGAGAUGGAGCAGAGCAAAGAAUUUCAGAGAGAGAGAGAGAGAGGAGAGAGAAAGGCCGGCCUGUCUCUCCCGUCUCUCUUCUUUCCUCCUCCUUUGCUCAUUUGGCAUUUGCCCUGCUCUCCAAACAUCAACUAAAUUUGGCCGCCCCAUCACCAAUCCCUUCCCAGUCUCUCCCUCCGCGUCGUCUUUAAAACGGCCACCUCCAAAGGCCCCCUGUAGUUGGCCACCCACCUCUCCCUCCUCCUUUCUUCUGUCGUCUCUCUCUCCGCACGCGCAAUGGCGAGGCCUCGCAAGAACAGCGCCGCCGCCGCCAACAACAACAACAGCAACACCACCAACGCCGGCAACGCCGCCGUCGACCUCGCGGCGCGCGUCAAGCCGAAGCGCACGCGGAAGAGCGUGCCCCGGGAGUCCCCCUCGCAGCGCAGCUCCGUCUACCGCGGCGUCACACGGCACCGGUGGACGGGGAGGUUCGAGGCUCACCUGUGGGACAAGAACAGCUGGAACGAGUCCCAGAACAAGAAGGGCAAGCAAGUUUACCUCGGCGCGUACGACGACGAGGACGCAGCGGCGCGCGCGUAUGACUUGGCGGCAUUGAAGUACUGGGGCCCCGACACCAUCCUCAACUUCCCGGCGUCUGCAUAUGAAGCAGAGUUGAAAGAAAUGGAGGGGCAGUCCAGGGAAGAGUAUAUUGGGUCCUUAAGGAGGAAAAGCAGUGGGUUCUCCAGAGGUGUUUCCAAAUACCGAGGUGUCGCAAGGCAUCACCACAACGGGAGAUGGGAGGCGAGGAUUGGUCGCGUCUUCGGAAACAAGUAUCUCUACCUCGGGACUUACGGGACGCAGGAGGAGGCGGCGAUGGCGUACGACAUGGCGGCGAUCGAGUACCGGGGCCUGAACGCCGUCACUAACUUCGACCUCAGCCGCUACAUCAAGUGGCUCCGCCCGGGCGCCGGCGCCGCGCAGAACCCGCACCCGAUGCUGGACGGCCUGGCGCAGCAGCUGCUGCUGUCGCCGGAGGGCACCAUCGACGGCGCCGCGUUCCACCAGCAGCAGCACGACCACCGCCAGCAGGGCGCCGCCGAGCUCCCGCUGCCGCCCAGGGCGUCGCUGGGCCACACGCCCACCACGUCGGCGCUCGGCCUGCUGCUGCAGUCGUCCAAGUUCAAGGAGAUGAUCCAGCGGGCGUCGGCGGCCGAGAGCGGCACCACCACCGUCACCACCACGUCGUCGUCGUCGUCGCAGCCGCCCACGCCGACGCCGACGCCGUCGCCAUCGCCACCUCCGACGCCGCCAGUGCAGCCGGCCAGGGACGCCUCGCCACAGUGCAGCUUCCCCGAGGACAUACAGACCUUCUUCGGCUGCGAGGACGUCGCGGGCGUCGGCGCCGGCGUCGACGUGGACGCCCUCUUCUUCGGCGACCUCGCCGCGUACGCGUCGCCGGCGUUCCACUUCGAGAUGGACUUGUAGCUCAUCACACGCCAUUACUCGUUAAUCACUAUCUGGGUUUUUUUUUUGUCGAUAGGAGAAUGGAGCUCUCUCGCCAUUUGAGAACCAAGAAAAUGGUGAGACACACAAAACAAGAGAGGCAGCAGAACAGACAGACGGCGCCUAGUCUGUUUUGAGAGAUUUAUUUACAGUGGUAACUAGUGACAUUUACUGAACGGUUAAGAUUGUAUUAUUCAAAUUUUUUUCACAUUGGUAACAAGGGAUUGUUUCAUUUGUUUC